AUGGCCGGACUCCGUCGAGAACCCUCGCAGUUCUUCAUAUUCUUCCUGAUCGCCUUCGUCUCCACAUUCGUUAUGUCGGCAGUCUUCCGUACUUUGGCGGCUAUCACGAAAACGAUCUCCCAGGCCAUGGCCUUGGCUGGAGUUCUGGUGCUUGCAAUCGUGGUCUACACUGGCUUCACGAUACCGGUGCCUUAUAUGCACCCAUGGUUCUCCUGGAUACGGUUCUUGAACCCAGUUUUCUACGCCUUCGAGAUCCUGAUCGCAAACGAGUUCCAUGGCAGGCAGUUUACCUGCUCACAAUUUAUACCUGGAUACACGCCAUUGCCUGGCAACUCGUUCAUCUGCUCCUCGAAAGGCGCAAUCGCUGGUGUGCGCACCGUCAGUGGCGACGAUUAUAUCCAGGCAUCUUACACCUACACCUACGCUCACGUCUGGCGCAAUUUCGGCAUUCUCCUUGCCUUCCUGAUCGGCUUCCUUACGUUGUACUUCGUGGCAGUAGAGCUCAACUCGUCGACAAGCUCGACUGCAGAAGUCUUGGUGUUUCGUCGCGGUCACGUGCCCAAGUACAUGCAAGAGAGUGACAAGAAAGCGGACGACGAAGAGCUCGCAGCGCCCGAGAAAGGUGUGGCGACGAAGGAAGAGGAAGGUAAAGACGACGUAAAUGCCAUCCCGCCCCAGACAGAUAUCUUCACAUGGCGGAACGUCAAGUAUGACAUUGAGAUCAAGGGCGAGCCACGAACACUACUGGACAACGUCUCUGGCUGGGUGAAACCGGGCACACUAACAGCUCUCAUGGGUACAUCUGGUGCUGGAAAGACUACUCUGCUUGAUACACUUGCGCAACGUACGACGAUGGGUGUAGUCACGGGCGACAUGUUUGUCAACGGAAAGGAACUAGAUGGUAGCUUCCAGCGCAAGACUGGUUAUGUGCAACAACAAGAUCUGCAUCUGGAAACAUCGACCGUACGAGAGUCGCUUCGCUUUUCAGCGAUGCUUCGGCAGCCCAAGACGGUCAGCAAGAAGGAGAAAUACGACUAUGUCGAAGACGUUAUUAAGAUGCUCGGUAUGGAAGACUUCGCGGAAGCGGUCGUGGGUGUUCCAGGCGAAGGACUUAACGUCGAGCAGCGCAAGUUGUUGACCAUCGGUGUCGAGCUCGCUGCGAAGCCAAAGCUGUUGUUAUUCUUGGACGAGCCGACAUCUGGACUGGACUCCCAAUCGUCAUGGGCGAUUUGCGCUUUCUUGCGCAAGCUCGCCGAUAGUGGACAGGCCGUGCUAUGCACCAUCCAUCAGCCCUCCGCCAUCCUAUUUGAGCAAUUCGAUAGACUGCUGUUCCUUCGCAAAGGAGGUCAGACGGUCUACUUCGGCGACCUUGGCAAGAGCUCCCGGACUCUUCUUGAUUAUUUUGAGCAGAAUGGUGCCAGAGCAUGCGCGGAGGACGAGAACCCUGCUGAGUACAUGCUCGAGAUUGCGGCGAGCAAAGACAUCGAUUGGCAUGAGACAUGGAAAUCGAGCUCCGAAGCUCAGGGCAUUUUCGAUGGCAUUGAUAAGAUCCACGAAGAGACCGCACACAUGGAGAACAAGGAUGAUGAUCCUACUGCUCACAAUGAGUUCGCGAUGCCAUUCACUACGCAGCUCUACGAGGUUACAUACCGAGUCUUCCAGCAGUACUGGCGUAUGCCCUCCUACAUCAUGGCGAAGUUUUUGCUUGGUCUUGCCUCUGGAUUGUUCAUCGGGUUCUCCUUCUACAACGCUGAUAACAGCCAGCAAGGCAUGCAAAACGUCCUCUACGGCCUUUUCAUGGUCAGCUCGAUAUUCAGCACCAUUGUUCAGCAAAUCAUGCCGCUUUUCGUGACGCAGCGAUCGCUCUACGAGGUUCGAGAACGACCGAGCAAGGCUUACUCCUGGAAAGCCUUCUUGUGCGCCAACAUCAUUGUUGAAUGGCCAUAUCAAAUGAUUGUUGGGAUUCUGGUUUUCGCUACGUUCUACUACCCCAUCGUUGGCAUCCAGGACUCCGAACGACAAGGCCUGGUCCUCGUACUCUGCAUAGUGUUCUUCAUCUACGCAGCGACGUUCGCACAUUUAUGUAUCGCCGCUCUUCCGGAUGCUCAGACGGCCGGUAGCAUUGUCACCAUCCUAUUUGCUAUGACUUUGAUCUUCAACGGUGUUAUGCAAUCUCCCUCAGCACUCCCUGGCUUCUGGAUCUUCAUGUAUCGGGUAUCCCCUCUUACAUACUGGGUUGGAGGUAUGGCAGAUGCGAUGCUUUACGGCCGUCCGGUGCAGUGCUCCAGCGAUGAGACUAGUGUUUUCAACCCCCCAAGCGGCCAGACCUGCGGCUCAUACAUGGCGGCAUAUCUGACCCAAGCACCUGGUACGCUCCAGAACCCGGACGCAACGUCAGACUGCCAAUACUGCGCUCUACGCUCUGCCAACCAAUUCCUGGCCGGUGUCAAUAUAUCCUGGGCGGACAGAUGGCGUGACUUUGGCCUGAUGUGGGUGUACGUUGGGUUCAACGUCAUGGGCGUCAUCUUCUUGUACUGGUACUUCCGCGUCCGCAAAUCGAGCGGCAAGAAGUCCGUCGGUUUCCGUGGCAGGAUGGGCCAGCUCAAGCAAAGCUUCGACAACAUCUACAAGACCAGGGCCAAGGUCAACAAGAGCAACGCGCAGGUGUUCUGA
Messenger RNA from Recurvomyces mirabilis, 2673 nucleotides. RefSeq lists its product as uncharacterized. Bases 1 to 2673 code for a protein of 890 amino acids. The transcript is spliced from 7 exons. Gene Ontology annotation, molecular function: ATP hydrolysis activity; ABC-type transporter activity; ATP binding. NCBI's taxonomy places the organism in Eukaryota, Fungi, Ascomycota, Dothideomycetes, Mycosphaerellales, Teratosphaeriaceae. The record is from RefSeq and is a predicted model, not a curated record. Gene Ontology annotation, cellular component: membrane. Gene Ontology annotation, biological process: transmembrane transport.